Henningerozyma blattae CBS 6284 is the source of this 2595-nucleotide messenger RNA. RefSeq names its product Rgd3p (gene RGD3). The record is from RefSeq and is a predicted model, not a curated record. Gene Ontology annotation, biological process: signal transduction. Bases 1 to 2595 code for a protein of 864 amino acids. The transcript has a single exon. NCBI's taxonomy places the organism in Eukaryota, Fungi, Ascomycota, Saccharomycetes, Saccharomycetales, Saccharomycetaceae.
AUGCCUAAUACAUUCGAUGAAGAGAAAGAAUUAAAAUAUACUCUAAGAAAUACCUUCUGGUCGAAAGAUUAUUCAACAGGAAUUUCGUCGCUACUAUUAUCAUUUAAACAUGAGAUAUCAAAGUUAGAAAAUGAACGGAAAUCAUAUGUUCAGUUCACAGAUAAUUGCUGGCUACCAUUAUUGGAAAACUUGUCAUUAUUAAAUAAAACUAAUUUUUCUUCUAAAAACACUGCCACACUUAUGUAUGAAAGAUUCAAUCAAGUAAAAGUUAGUGAUUUGGAACUGCAUUGCAUCGAGCCUUUAGCCGCUUCAAUUACGGAAUGUAGGCAAUUAUUAACUCAGGCAGAAAAGUCUUUUGAUAUUGUAUUCAGUUCCUAUUCAAAGGAAUUGAAUGAUACACAUAACUUUUUACUAGAUUGCAAUAAAAUUGUGGAUUCCUUAAAAACAGAACUAUCAAAUGAGAAAAUGGAUACCAAUGCUAAUACCCCUAAUCAUAGCAUUCAAAUGUUAGAGAAGUCAACUGCUGAAAUAACUGAUGAUGAUACUACCACAAACAAUUCAUCUGAAGAAGUCACCCAGUUAACUUCUAAAAAUAUUAUAGAAACGACACUGCUAGAUAGUAUUGAUUACCCGUUAGAGCUAGACGAGAAAUUGAAAUUUAACUCAAAAUCUGAGUUAUUGACGUUUAUCAAUGGAUUAAAAAACAAAACAAAGUUAGAGAAAAGUAUUUUCCCCAUACCUGGUUUACCGAAUGAAAGUUUUAAAGGUUCAUCUUUAAUUGAUGGUAUUAAAAAGGCUAAUAUAGACAUAGAUUCUUCGUUGUUUAAUUUAGAAAGAAUAGGCCAGAAGGUUCUUGAUCUUCAUUUAAUUGAGCAGUAUAGCAUGGUUAAAAAGUUUGGUUACAGUUAUUCGAAUGCCAGCUUGUUAAAAGAUAAUAUGUUUAAACAAGAUAUAUACUAUUAUUGGAAUUCGGAUAUCGAAACCAAAAAAGUUGAUAUAAUUCAAAAUUCUGCCAAUGUUAGCACUUUAAAUAAGACUAAAAUUGAUAAGUCAUCCUCCUAUAAUAUUUUAAGAAACACCCAAUCUAAUGAUAAAAUAUCUACUCCAAUAAGAGAACUAUCGACAAGUUCUACAAUCGCAAGUUGGAUCAGAAAGGUUAGUGCGACAGAAGUGGAUAUUGAUUCAUUAAAAAACCAAUUAAUUAUAAGUGAAAAUAAUUUCUACGAAAAAUGUUGCAGAUUAGAAUAUGCUACUAUUCAGUUAGAGAAAUCUAUCUUUGAACAAUCUAAGAGAUUAUCCCAGAUCCAAUUGAAGAACAGCAAACUAAUAUACACCGUAGAGGUUUUUUUCAACAAGAUAUGUAGAGCAUUAAAUUUCGCUGAAUUUAAAAUCGAAGCUUCAAAUAAAACAUUUGUUAGCGAUUCAAAUACAUUCUAUCAUGAUCGCAAAUAUGAUUCUUCAGGGUUUUUCUGUAGAGAUAAUUCAAUUAAUUUUCGAAAGUGGAUGAUUCUAAGUGUUGGCAAUUCAGAAUCUCUUGUAAAAGAGGAUAGAAAACUAGUGACGCAAAAAUGUCUAUUUGGAAUAUCACAAAUAAACAGUGAUGUUACCAGAUCCAUUAGUUAUAUACUUGAUUUAUUAGAGAUAAAUGGGAAGGAGUCCAGCAAAUCAAAUACUUCUCCAUUAUUUUUUUCCUGGAAUAAUACAUUAGACAUUGUCAGGGUUUCAAACUUAAAAAGAGAAAUAUUGCACUGCUUUAAAUCAGGUACAGGUAAUAAUUUUGACACUUUAGAAAUGUAUAUCCAGCAAAAAGGAAAUUUCAUCAUUAAUGAUUGGAUCGGUUUAUUAAAGUUAUGGCUACUAGAAUUGAAAAACAGUCUACUCCCAUCUGAUAUGUAUGAAGAAAUAGGGUUUAUUUUGAAGCAUGAUAAGGAUCCUGUCUAUUUGAGGAAAGUACUAACAAAAAUACCAAUUAAUAAUUUGAAAUUGUUACUACGGUUUUCACAGCAUUUUAAGUUAGUUGAGGAAUCUGCAUCACAAAAUAUAAUGGAUGACUCUUCAAAAAAUUUGAUUAAGCAAUUAUUUAUAACCGACAAUCAGGAUAUUCCUCUAUACCAUAUGUUCAUCCGCCGACCAGGAACACCCAAACCACUAGAUAUUUUCACUUAUUCAUACAUAGUAUAUUUUAUUUUGGGGAAUAUGGAGUCCACCAAAGUUAUGCAAUCUAUUCAAGCCACUAAAGAAAACACCAACAAACUACACAUGGAAAAUAUAGCUGUGAUACCGUUAGUUACAAUUGCCAAUAGUAAUACUGAAGCUUUUAAUGAUGGUAAAAGAAAUAUGGUUUCAAACAGUCAUUUAAAAGAACCAGCGACCCCCAAAAAAUCCACUAGAAUCCAUUCCAGAAAAAGCCCUGAUCUGCUGGAACAAGCUUUUGUACCAAGGUCAUUUAAAAUGUCCACAACACCAGAGCCUACACCAAAUAAAACCAAAAGGCUGAGUACAUUUAGUUUACUGCCUGUAGAGGGACACAGUAAGGCUCCAACCCACAUUCCAAUAUACAGAAACAUCGGUGAAACCUACUGCCAAUACUACUGA